CACAUAACGGAAGCACACCUUUUGUUGUCAUUUUGCAAGAAAAUGGCUUCUGUAAGAGCACAAGUAUAAGGGAAUGAACAUACCAACCGCAUAUUAGCUAGCUGGUCUGAAUUUUGUGUGAUCUGUUGUGAUUGACUUAUUGGUUGCUUCGUAAAAGAAAAUGCACUUGCUGGAUUGGUGUCACCGUGUGCUCUUCAUGGGUCAGAUGGGAGACAGAUGGCGAUGACAGAAGAACAAUGAUAAAACGCUACUGGUUUCAUUCCGCAAUGCAACAGGCUUUGGAAUGUGCAUUGGAUCGGGCAGAGUACAUUGUGGAGAGUGCCCGUCAGCGGCCGGCCAAAAAGAGAAUUCCAUCUAGUGGGAGGAAGUCUCUGUAUCAGAAGCUGUACGAACUGUACACUGAAGAAUGUGAGAAGGAGCCAGAGUUAAAGAAACUGAGGAGAAACGUGAACCUCCUGGAGAAGCUGGCCUCACAAGAAUCAGUGUCCUGUCUGGUGGUCAACCUGUAUCCAGGAAACGAGGGCUACUCUUUGAAACUCAGGGGGAAAAAUGGAAGUGACUCAGAGACAAUCCGGUUGCCGUACGAGGAGGGGGAGUUGCUGGAGUACCUGGAUGCUGAAGAACUUCCCCCUGUCCUGGUGGACCUUCUGGAGAAAUCACAGGUGAACAUCUUCCACUGUGGGUGUGUGAUCGCGGAGGUGCGGGACUACCGCCAGUCCGGGAACACCAAAAUGCCCGUGUACCAGAGCCACCACGUCCUGCUGAAGCCCACCAUGCAGACCUUGAUCUGUGACGUCCACGCUAUGACGAGCGACAGCCACAAAUGGACGCAGGACGACAAGCUGCAGCUGGAGAGCCAGCUGAUCCUGGCGACCGCCGAGCCGCUGUGCCUGGACCCGUCCGUCUCCGUCGCCUGCGCCGCCAACCGGCUGCUCUACAACAAGCAGAAGAUGAACACGCACUCCAUGAGAAGGUGUUUUAAGAGACAUUCCAGGGCCGCUCUGAACAGACUGCAGGAGCUGUCCCAUUCCCCCACGCCCCCUCCGCUGCUCCUGUACGACUACCUGCAGAAGAGGAGGGACAGGAAGCCGGCGCCCUCCGUGGACCUCAAGAUCUCCAGGGCCGGGAACUACGUGGACACAUGGAAACAGAACAGCUGCCAGCUCAAUGCCCCGGCUCAUGUUGAUGUGGAGAAGUAUGCUGUGAUGGAGGAGUCCGUUACGCUGGAGGAGUCGCAGCCUAGUGUCUGGCCUGCACAUGAAGUGAAAGAUGACUACCUUUUCGAAUCAGAAGUGGACGACGAGGUCCAGAAGACGAAAGUCACCAUCUUUCAGUCUGUGGGGGACCCCCUGGUGUACGGGAGGAUAUACAGCACCAAAGAGCCGAAAGAAGAGGAGGAGGGGAGCGACCUGCAGCUCAUCCACCCCCCUUUCCUCAUUGGCUCGAAAAUUGAUGCAGAUCGAUUCCUGAGCCAGUACAAGGAGGUGUAUGAGAGGGAUGUGAAGUGUCAGGUGAAGGUGCUGCACAGUUCUGAAGGUGCGGGAGGCCAGAGCCCCACAGGGACGGAACCAGAGACGGACAGUCUCUCCAUGCUGGUUCAGCCCUCCUUGUUGGGCAAGGGGCUGGAGCACCGACCUGCAGCCAGCAAACCGCCCGCAGGGUCAGGAGGCUGUUCCUCAGGGAACGCCCACGGGUCGCAGCCGCCCAGCGGCCGCCCGAAAUCGACGACCCCGCCGCCGUCCAAGCCCCCGUCCCUCUCCCGGAAACACUCUGCGGAGGUCUGCCAGGCCGGCCUGCUGUCCUCCUCGGCCCUCUCCCCCGUAGGGUCGUCACAAAGAUCGGGGACACCUAAGCCAUCCACCCCCACCCCCACCAACACCCCCUGCACCACGCCCCUCCCUCACGACACCCAGACCUCCAUGCCUGCCACCACCCCCUCUGCCACGCCCACCCCACAGGACCCCGCCUUGCCUUCCCAGCCUGCCCUGCUCACCCCAUUGGCCCUCAGCCAGGCCCUGCCGGUCAUGACCAUCCCCCGGCCAUCCAUGGCCACCUCCAUCACCACCGGUAGCUCCUCCCCCCCGGUCAUGAGCAGCUCCGCCGGCCUCAACUUCAUCAACGUGGUGGGCUCCGUCUGUAGUCCCCAGGCCCUGAUGAGUGGGUCUAACCCCAUGCUGGGCUGUGGUCCCGCCCCCAUCACUUCGGGGAUCAACCUGAGCGGGAUCCUGCCCCCUGGGGGUCUGAUGUCUGGGACUCUCCCCGCCAUGCAGUCAGCCACCCCUGCAGGCAGUCCGUUCGGCUUGAGCAGUGCCCCAGGCCUCAGCCCCUUGAAUCUCCUCCAGAUCCCCACCGGCCCCGUCAUCUUCAACUCCCUGCAGCAGCAGCUGUCCCAGUUCUCCCCUCAUCAGUCCAGCAGCCAGUCCGCCACCUCCAGCCCCCAGCAGCAGGGGGAGCCGACAUCUGACCAUGGUGUGGGCGGGCCGGACCAGGGCCUGACCAAUCAGCAGACAGCAGUGAUAAACCUGACGGGAGUGGGUGGCUUCAUGUCCCCUCAGGCAGCAGUGCUGUCCCAGCUGGGCUGUGCCCUGGAAAGUUCCGGGCCCGGCCUGCCAGCGCCGGGGCUCCAGCUCUCUCCAGCUUUACAGCAGCAGCACCAGCAGCAGAUACAAGUAAUCCAGCAGCUUCACUUAAAACCCUCAUCCAACCCAAUGCAACACGUGCGUAGGAUCGGUAGCCAGAUUAGCCUCAUCCACUCUACGCCACCAAUACAUCGUGUCUGUAUGCGUAGGAUAGCUACUACGUCAGCCUCAUUCGCUCAACAUAUACAACACAACAUGUCUAUGUGUAGGAUAGCUACAACGUUAACCUCAUCCACACAACAUAUCCAACACAACAUGUCUAUAUGUGUAGGAUAGCUACAACGUUAACCUCAUCCACUCCACGCCACCAAUACAUUGUGUCUAUAUGUGUAGAAUAGCCACAACGUUAACCUCAUCCACACAACAUAUCCAACACAACAUGUCUAUAUGUGUAGGAUAGCUACAACGUUAACCUCAUCCACACAACCUAUCCAACACAACAUGUCUGUUUGUGUAGGAUAGCUACUACGUUAACCUCAUUCACACAACCUAUCCAACACAACAUGUCUGUUUGUGUAGGAUAGCUACUACGUUAACCUCAUCCACACAACAUAUCCAACACAACAUGUCUGUUUGUGUAGGAUAGCUACUACGUUAACCUCAUCCACUCAACAUAUCCAACAGAACGUGUCUAUAUAUGUAGAACAGUAACAACAUUCGCCUCAUCCACUCAACAUAUUCAGUACGAUAAAAUAACAUGUCUGUGUCUAGAAUUAUUAGCCAAAUUGGCACACAGCACAAAUAAAUAAAUAAAUAAAGUGGUCCUUUAUUUUUGAGUUGGAGGCUGUUGGCGUUUUAUGAUUGUUCUUCAUGUCCUUGUGUGCUCAUACUUUUGUAUUUAGCAUGUAUACGUGCAUCUGUGCUGAAGAUUAAAAACCCUCCCCGUGA
Anguilla rostrata (American eel) is the source of this 3527-nucleotide messenger RNA. Its product is annotated as transcription factor SPT20 homolog. The transcript has 23 exons. NCBI's taxonomy places the organism in Eukaryota, Metazoa, Chordata, Actinopteri, Anguilliformes, Anguillidae. Gene Ontology annotation, molecular function: transcription coregulator activity. Gene Ontology annotation, cellular component: SAGA complex. The record is from RefSeq and is a predicted model, not a curated record. Gene Ontology annotation, biological process: regulation of transcription by RNA polymerase II. The coding region runs from base 237 to 2915 and encodes 892 amino acids.